Malus domestica (apple) is the source of this 1332-nucleotide messenger RNA. NCBI's taxonomy places the organism in Eukaryota, Viridiplantae, Streptophyta, Magnoliopsida, Rosales, Rosaceae. The record is from RefSeq and is a predicted model, not a curated record.
AUAUGGGAUACAUACAUGCACAACCAUCCAGAGAAGAUAACUGACCGUAGCAUUGGAGAUGUGGCUGUUGAUGAAUAUCAUCGCUAUAAGGAAGAUGUUGAAAUUAUGAAGGACAUUGGCCAUGAUGCUUACAGAUUCUGGAUCUCAUGGUCUAGAUUGUUACCAAAUGGAAAGCUAAGCGGGGGUGUGAACUACGAAGGAAUCAAAUAUUACAAGAACCUCAUCGACGAACUUUUAGCCAAUGGUCUAAAGCCCUUUGUCACAAUCUUCCAUUGGGAUUUUCCUCAAGGUUUGGAGGAUGAUUACAGUGGUUUCUUAAGUCCUAAAGUUGUGGAUGGUUUUCAGGACUAUGCAGAGCUCUGCUUUAGAGAAUUUGGUGACAAAGUUAAACAUUGGAUCACAUUAAACGAGCCAUUAAGCGUCAGCAAGAAUGGUUAUGCAAGCGGGAAGUAUGCACCAGGCCGAUGUUCUGACUGGCUAAACUUAAAUUGCCUCAGUGGAGAUUCCGGAACUGAACCAUAUUUGGUGACACACCAACAACUUCUAGCUCAUGCAGCAGCUGUAAAGUUAUAUAGAGAAAAAUAUCAGGUCUUGCAUGCACCUGCAGGGGUGAUAGGGAUAACAUUGAACUCGGAUUGGUAUGUGCCAGUUUCUGAAGACAGGAACGAAAAAGAUGCAGCUACAGGAGCAUUGGAUUUUUCAUAUGGAUGGUUUAUGGAUCCCUUGGUGAAAGGUCAUAAUCCACACAGCAUGCAAGCUCUUGUCGGAAAUCGAUUGCCAAAUUUCACUAAAGAGCAAUCCACGAUGCUAAAAGGUUCGUUUCAUUUUGUUGGACUAACUUAUUAUUCAGGAACUUAUGCAGCCAAUGUUCCUCGGCAAAAUGAUGCAAAACCAAACUACAAGACAGACGCUCUCGUUAAUCAAUCGGUCGAGUAUAAUGGUGUACCUAUCGGUCCACUGGGUGCUUCUGAUUGGCUCCAUGUUUACCCGAGAGGAAUUCGAGAUUUAUUGCUUUACACAAAGAGAAAGUAUGAUAAUCCACUUAUUUACAUCACAGAAAAUGGAUAUGACGACCCCAAUGAUCCCAACAUACCUAUCGAGGAAUCCCCUGCUAAUAAGAAAAGAAUCGACUACCUUGAUCGUCAUAUUUAUUAUAUUCAUAAAGCGAUCGACAAAGACGGUGUUAACGUGAUGGGAUACUUUAAAAACGGAUACACGGUUAAAUUCGGAAUUAACUAUAUCGACUUCCAAAAUGGGCUAAAAAGACAUCCGAAAGACUCAGCGGAGUGGCUAAAGAAGUUUCUGAAAACAGAAAAUCAUGAGGAACUUUAA